GAGUGUGGAGGAGACGUGUACACACCACAGCCACUCCACACGAGCAAGUCAGGAGAAGAGUUUGCAAGGAGACAAUAAAAGCAAGAAGAGCUUAUUUUUAUUUUUUUUUUUUCCUGGGAAGAGGAUACCAAACUGAAAAACAAAAACGAGACAACCCCAAAACAAAACAGGAUUUGCCUUGCUAAACUCCCAAGAGGAAAUUAGAUUUGUUUUACUUAGACUCACUGAAAAUUCCAACAUUUUUAUUUUAGCAGGACUCCUUAGGGUUUGGACAGCAAGAAAUAAGUCAGGUGUGGAUGAUGGCGACUAUGUCAGGCAGAGGGAUGUUUUUUGGCAUGACCAAGCUGGAGCGAUGCAUGUGGGGCGUGAUGCUGUGCGCCCUACUGACGGGCAGCGCCGGUGCCUGCCCUGCCCUGUGUACCUGCAGCGGAACCACAGUCGACUGCCACGGACUGGGGCUGCGGACCAUGCCCAGGAAUAUCCCGCGCAACACGGAAAGGCUGGAGCUGAAUGGUAACAAUCUCACACGCAUCACCAAGAGUGACUUCGCUGGGCUCAAAUACAUCCGAGUUCUGCAGCUGAUGGAGAAUCAGAUUACUGUGAUCGAGCGUGGGGCUUUUGAUGACAUGAAGGAGCUUGAGAGACUGCGCCUGAACCGUAAUCAACUGCAGCAGCUUCCCGAGUUGCUCUUUCAGAAGAACCCCGGCCUGUCUCGAUUAGAUCUCAGCGAGAACCUCAUCCAGUCCAUUCCAAGAAAAUCUUUCAGAGGCGCUACAGACAUAAAAAACCUUCAGUUGGAUAAAAACCACAUCAGCUGCGUUGAGGACGGCGCCUUCAGAGCUUUGCGAGGCUUGGAAGUUCUAACCCUGAACAACAACAACAUCAGCAGCAUCCCGGUUUCCAGCUUCAACCACAUGCCCAAACUGCGAACCUUCCGUCUCCACUCCAACAAUCUCAACUGUGACUGUCAUCUGGCCUGGUUGGCCCAGUGGCUCCGACAGCGGCCCACCAUUGGUCUGUUCACUCAGUGCACGGCCCCGCCCGAGCUCAAAGGUCUCAAUGUGGCCGAGGUUCAGAAACACGAAUUCAGCUGCUCGGGUCACCAGGAUUCCUCCAGUCCACAGCCGUGCAACAUGGGCGGGGGUUCUUGUCCCGCUAUGUGUACCUGCAGCAACAACAUCGUGGACUGCAGAGGGAAAGGUCUGACUGACAUCCCAGCCAACCUGCCGGACAGCAUGGCUGAAAUACGUCUGGAGCAGAAUGGGAUUAAGGAAGUUCCUGCAGGAGCCUUCUCUCCCUACAAGAAACUACGCAGGAUAGACCUGAGCAACAACCAGAUCUCGGAGUUAGCUCCUGACGCCUUCCAGGGUCUGCGCUCCCUCAACUCGCUCGUGCUGUAUGGAAAUAAGAUCACCGACCUGCCUAAGGGCGUCUUUGAUGGCCUCUAUGCCCUGCAACUCCUUUUGCUGAACGCCAACAAGAUUCACUGCGUCCGUGCCGACACCUUCCAGGACCUGCAGAACCUCUCGCUGCUGUCGCUGUACGACAACAAGAUCCAAACCCUGGCCAAGGGCACCUUCGCUUCACUGCGGGCCAUACAGACGCUUCACCUGGCUCAGAAUCCGUUCAUUUGCGACUGCAACUUGAAGUGGUUGGCCGACUACCUGCGCUCCAACCCCAUCGAGACCAGCGGCGCCCGCUGCGCGAGCCCCCGUCGGCUGGCCAACAAACGCAUCGGGCAGAUCAAGAGCAAGAAAUUCCGCUGCUCCGCCAAGGAGCAGUACUUCAUCCCAGGUGCCGAGGACGCCCGGCUGAAUAACGCCUGCAACAGCGAUCCGGUGUGUCCUCCCAAGUGCCGCUGCGAGUCCAGCGUGGUGGACUGCUCCAACCUGAAGCUCACCAAGAUCCCUGAGCACAUCCCGUCAUCCACCACUGAGCUGCGCCUAAACAACAACGACAUCACCACUCUGGAGGCCACCGGAGUGUUCAAGAGCCUUACCCAGCUCAAGAAAAUCAACCUUAGCAACAACAAGAUCACAGAGGUCGAGGACGGCGCAUUCGAGGGGGCGUCGUCCGUCAACGAGCUUCACCUCACGGCCAAUCAGAUCGACACAGUCCGGAGUGAGAUGUUCCGUGGCCUGGAGGGCCUCCGCAUGCUAAUGCUUCGGAACAACAAGAUCAGUUGUAUCCACAACGACAGCUUCACGGGUCUGCACAACGUGCGUCUGCUGUCUCUCUACGACAACCAGUUGACCACCAUCACUCCUGGGGCCUUCGAUACCCUGCAGACGCUCUCAACCCUAAACCUUCUGGCCAACUCAUUCAACUGUGACUGCCGGCUGUCUUGGUUGGGAGACUGGCUGAGGAGCAGGAAGAUCGUUACGGGCAACCCUCGCUGCCAGCGCCCAGCCUUCCUUAAGGAGAUCCCCCUGCAGGAUGUGGCGCUGCCUGAUUUCCGUUGCGAGGAAGGCCAUGAGGAUUCAAGCUGCGUGCCCAGGCCUCAGUGCCCCAGCGAGUGCACUUGCCUGGAGACUGUGGUUCGCUGUAGCAACAAGCACCUCCACACGCUGCCCAAAGGAAUCCCCAGAAACGUGACAGAACUGUAUCUGGAUGGAAACCAGUUCAGCGUGCUACCAAAAGAGCUGUCCUCCUUUAAGUUCCUUCAGCUGGUGGAUCUGAGCAACAACAAGAUCAACUCUCUGACCAACACGUCUUUCGCCAACAUGAGCCAGCUUACCACUCUAAUCCUGAGCUACAACUCCUUGCGGUGCAUUCCUAAAAUGGCCUUCAGUGGACUGCACUCCCUCCGGCUAUUGUCUCUCCAUGGCAACGAAAUCUCCGAGCUUCCCGAUGGCAUCUUCGGCGACGUGGCUUCGCUCUCCCAUUUAGCAAUCGGCGCCAACCCGCUGUACUGCGACUGCCGCCUGCGCUGGCUGUCCGACUGGGUCAAGACCGGAUACAAAGAGCCCGGUAUCGCCCGGUGUGCUGGUCCACGUGGCCUGGAGGGCAAACUGCUGCUCACCACACCGGCAAAGAAGUUUGAAUGCACAGGUGAGGUGGACACGGCAGUGCUGGCCAAGUGUAACCCGUGUCUGUCCAGCCCAUGUCAGAACCAAGGUGUGUGCCAUAGUGACCCGGUGGAUAUCUACAGGUGCAACUGCGCUCCAGGGUUCAAGGGCAAGAACUGCGAGAUAACUCUGAACGCCUGCGUGAGCAACCCUUGUGCCAACGGAGGGCGAUGCCAAGUGCAGCAGGAGUUGGAGGAGGACGGGGGACAGUUCAGCUGCACGUGCCCGCCGGGGUUCGAGGGCGCCGUCUGCCAGACCAACAUCGACGACUGCGAAGACAACGACUGCGAAAACGGCGCCACUUGCGUGGACGGAGUCAACAACUACACUUGUUUUUGCCCCCCCUACUACACCGGGGAUAUGUGCGAGGAAAUGGAGGACGUGUGCGCCCCAGGACGAAGCCCCUGCCAACAUCAGUCUACCUGCCUCAUCACCUCCUCUGGGCCCAAGUGCGUGUGCGCUCCUGGUUAUGUGGGUGACGACUGCAGUGUGGACUACAACGACUGCCAGGAGCAUCGCUGUCAGAAUGGAGCCCGGUGCGUGGACGAGCUGAACGGGUACGCGUGCCGGUGUCAGCAAGGGUACAGCGGUCAUCUGUGCGAGAUUCCUCCUUCGCUGCUGUCCCUCUGCGAACUGGCCGACUGUCAGAACGACGCCCCCUGCGUGGAGCGGGCCGGUCGCGCCCUCUGCCAGUGUCCUCCGGAAUUCGGCGGCCCGCGCUGCGAGAAGCUGGUCAGCGUCAACUUUGUGGACAGAGACUCCUACCUGCUGCUCUCCGACCUCAAGAACUGGCCGCAGGCCAACAUCACCCUACAGGUAUCCACGGCGGAGGAUAACGGCAUCCUCUUGUACAACGGCGACAACGACCACAUCGCGGUGGAGCUGUACCAAGGUCACGUGAAGGUCAGCUACGACCCGGGCAGCCAGCCCGGCCACGCCAUCUACAGCGCCGAGACCAUCAACGACGGCCAGUUCCACACGGUGGAGCUCGUCACGUUGGACCAGAUGGUGAACCUGUCCAUCGACGGGGGUCUCCCCACUACCAUGGACAGUUUCGGGGCGGUGCGCCCCCUCAACGGGGAGGCUCCACUAUACGUGGGGGGGAUGCCCGUGAGCGUGCACCCGGGCGCUUUCCGCCUGUGGCAGAUCCAGAACAGCUCCAGUUUCCACGGCUGCAUCCAGAACCUGUACAUCAACAACGAGCUGCAGGACUUCACCAAGACGCAGAUGAAGCCCGGCGUGGUGCCGGGCUGCGAGCCCUGCAAGAAGAUCUACUGCGUGCACGGCAUCUGCCAGCCCGACGGCCUCCAGGGGCCCGUGUGCCACUGCCAGCCGGGGUGGGCCGGACCGCAGUGCGACCAGCUCGCCGGCAACCCCUGUCAAGGCAGCAAAUGUGUCCACGGCCGCUGCGUUCCGCUGGACACUCAGUCGUACCGCUGCGAGUGCAACGAGGGCUACCGCGGCGCGCUGUGCAACCAACAGGGAGAGCUGUUCAACCCCUGCCGCCGGCUGUCCUGCGUGCACGGCCGCUGCCAGAUCUCGGACACGGGAGACGCUUACUGUCACUGUGAAAGCGGCUACUCUGGGGAGCUCUGUGACGCAGAGUCGGCGUGCCGGGGCGAGCCCAUGCGGGACUUCUACCAGGUGCAGCGGGGCUACGCCAUCUGCCAGACGACGCGCACCGUGUCUUGGGUGGAGUGCGGCGGCGCCUGCGAGGCGGGCACCUGCUGCGCCAGCCAGCGGAUGAAGCGCCGGAAAUACACCUUCGAGUGCAGCGACGGCACCACCUUCACCGAGGAGGUGGAGAAGAGCAUCAAGUGUGGCUGCGUGGGUUGCGGCGUCUAAAACGCCGUGGAAAAAUAGAGAGAUUCUAAAGAAUAUAUAUAUAUAAAACCUCUAUCUAUAUAUUAAGGACUCCGACGCUUGUAAAAUAGGACGUGCUUUGUGAUGUCACAGAGUGUCAACUCAAAAGGCUCCAGAGAUUUUUUUUCUCCCCCCCCCCCCCCUCCACCCCCACAGACAGUGGUGAGGACAGUGGGGGAGGGGAACGACAGAAGAAGAGAGCUGGACCGUUGGCCGAGCCGAGUUUGUUUAUUUGUCAGUCAACCCACAAACGCCCACGCACACACAAACACACGAGAAGAAGACGUUUGAGCGGCACAUAGUCAAGUGACUUCAACUAUACGGUCAGUGUACAUGAGUUUCGGGGGGCUUGACUCGUCCACCCCACCCCCAGCAUGUAUUGCCCCCUCCCUCCAGCAGGGGGCCAUCUAGCGUCGAAUCCUCUUGACGGCCUGCAGUAUUAAAAACAAGAGGAGGAAAAGAUUGCAAAUUUACAAAAAAAACGAGGAAAACUUUUAAUUGACUGAUUUGAUGAUUGUUUCUGUUGUAUUAUCUUAUUUUCUCAUUUUUGUUUUAUUUUAUUUUCACCAUGUAACCUCCCACCCCCCCCCAAAAAACUCCCCGUUUAUAUAGAAAUGCCUAACAGAUUCUAAUAUAUAUAUACAUAUAUAUAUAUUUGUAUUUCUUUUUGUUUUUUUGGUAUAGUAUUUUUCUAUGUUUAGUGGAAGAUUUGGGCGUUGGCUUUAUUAUUAUUAUUAUUGUUAUUAUUAUUAUUUGUCCAACAUGUAAUGGCAAGUAGUAAUGGACCACACACACGCACAUGUGCAUCCCAAAAAAAUUUGAAUAUGGUGAGAAGUCAAUUUAGUCCAAAUCAAAAAGCGAAACUCUUCCACUCUUUGUUUUUGAACAACAUUUUUAGAAGACCAACUCUGACCUAAUUUCGAUGUUAAACACUUUUUUGGGAUUGUUUCUCUCGUAUCGGUCAGAAGGUGACUUCUGUUAUGAUCGUUGAAACGACAACACAUAAGCUGAUUUUCCAUUUUAGAAUUUUCUUACCAUAUUCCAAAGUAUUGCGAUGCACGUGUCCACAUUGUACAGGAGCCACUGCCAGUCUGCUCUACAACUCCGUCGUCGAAUAUUGUAUAUGUCGUCUUCCAUGUGAAUAUUACAUCCCGUUGGUGAGCGCCUCAGCUUGUUUUCACUCCUCUUUAUAUUUAUUUUUUUUUUUUUGUACGGUGAUGCAUAUAAGCGUGCAUUGCGUUUUUUUCCUGAAAUUUUCAAAAAUGUAAAAAAGUAGAAAAAGAUUAAAAAUGAAUUAAAAAAAAACGACGUUAAAAAAAUGAAGCUCCAACUUCAACAUGUAUCAUAAUAAGCUGCUGUCAGUCAUGAUUUGUGUUAGGGAAAAUAACACAAGCGUGCACCCGCUAUGACACAUAAUGAAAGGUCGGGACAUUUUGUAGCUGGUAUGAAAAAAAGAAAAAAGUAAGGUUUUAUUGAGGUGCCAAUUGCAGUGAGCACAUAGCUGAAUGUAUAAAUGUGUACAGAUAAUAAAUAUGCUUAUUCAUGAAGUGGUAACUUUUAGCUGUCUUUUAGUUUAGAAAGGAUCACAUACUGUUCUGGAAUUCGGAUUCUGGCCAUCACGCUCGGCGGACGUCCUCCCCAUCGGCCGUGGAAUGUGACUUUUAUUCUUCACGUCUCCUCGGUGUGCGAGUGCAACUCCCUGGUAGCCAUCUUAGUGGUGCUUGUGCUAUAUUGAGAUGUACUGUAACUCAACCAGUCUAAGACUCUCCAUCCUAUGAGCUAUGAUAUCCCUAACUAUGUUCAUGUAAACCACACAAAUGUUGUAAAAAGAUUUUUUGCUUCCGUGUCACACGACUUGAUGGUGGGACUGAACCGAAAUGAGUCCCAAGAUGAUGCUGAAUGUAUGUAGAGCCACCGACAAAAUGUUUACCAAAACUCCACUCUUUUCAUUCAUUAAAGUUCGA
This is a messenger RNA of Syngnathoides biaculeatus (alligator pipefish), 6895 nucleotides long. RefSeq names its product slit homolog 1a (Drosophila) (gene slit1a). The transcript has 37 exons. The record is from RefSeq and is a predicted model, not a curated record. Bases 297 to 4913 code for a protein of 1538 amino acids. Lineage: Eukaryota; Metazoa; Chordata; Actinopteri; Syngnathiformes; Syngnathidae. Gene Ontology annotation, molecular function: Roundabout binding; calcium ion binding; heparin binding. Gene Ontology annotation, biological process: negative chemotaxis; axon guidance.